Molecule: messenger RNA, 2282 nt
Organism: Leptopilina boulardi
Lineage: Eukaryota; Metazoa; Arthropoda; Insecta; Hymenoptera; Figitidae
Gene: Nulp1
Product: transcription factor 25
Exons: 8
Coding region: 173-2005 (610 amino acids)
Cellular component (GO): RQC complex
Source: RefSeq, a predicted model, not a curated record
UUACUUUUGGAGUUAAAUAUUUUAACUCUUUUCAUGUGAAUUUGUUAUUUUUUUAUUUUCUAUUUUUUAAAAAUCUUCACUAACUAAUGAAUUAUAAAAGUAAAUUAUUUAGGUAAAUUUGUAUUUGUUUGGAGUAAACAUUAACAGCUGAGAGAAAGAGUGUAUAAUCGCAAUGUCCACGCGAUAUAUGAAAAAAGUUUAUGGUUCAAAUGUAUUUCCAAAAACAAAUGAUUUUGAUGAUACAAGUGAUAAUGAAGAAACAACAAUUCGAGACGUUAAACAAAAAAAAUUCAACACAUUCACUUUGUUAAAUAAUUCAUCUGAAGACGAAAAACAAGACAUUACAGACGAUAAUGAUGUAGUAAGUCAAGAAGAGGAAGAAAAUAUUGAAAAAGGACAAAAAGAAGAAAUAAAACGUAAAAAAAAGAAACGUCAACGCAAAAAUCGUAAUCAAAAUGCCUCGCAAAAUGUUGGUGCAACAAAAAUUGAUUCAGAAGAUGAGAUCGAAAGAACAGUGCGUGAAGUUAAUAAACUACUUGGUGAACCAACUCCUAGUACAAGCCAAGUAGUCAUUGAAGACUCAACAUCGAUUGUUCUUAAAUCUAAAGAAGAAGUUCUGUCAGUGCAUCAUAAACAUUUAAAUCCAAUCAAUGAACUCAAAAGGAUAUUUGGAAGUAAAACAGUUCAAGCCGAAGAAAACAAACAAAGGGGUAAAAGACGAACGGGUCAUUUAAAAAAAACAUGGUUGGUUUCGCCAAAAGACAGUUGGUUGCCUUUCGCCAAAACAGGCCUUUCCAUGAUGUUAGAUACUUCAAUGGCAUCGCAAGGUGGUAUUCAAUAUUUUAUGUACGAACACGGACCAUCAUAUCGACAAGCUCAAAUGAAAUUUAUUCAAGCCGUUGAAAGUUCGGAUCACGAAAACAUCAUUUCGAUGGUAAAUCAACAUCCGUGCCAUGUUGAUGCGCUUAUUCAAUUAUCCGAGCUUUGCAAGCUAAGUGAGGAUCUAGCAACAGCUGCAGCACUAAUUGAACGAGCUUUAUACACCCUCGAAUAUGCCUUUCAUCCCCUCUUUAAUUUAACGACAGCAAAUCAUCGAUUAGAUUACAGGAAACAACAAAAUCGAUCCUUUUAUGUUGUUCUCUUCAAGCAUCUCACGUUCGUUGGCGGCAGAGCUUGUUACAGGACUAGUUUAGAACUUUCUAAGUUCCUCCUGUCGCUAGAUCCAGUAGAUGAUCCACUUGCUGUUGUUUUAAUGAUUGAUUUCUACGCCCUAAGAGCAAGAGAAUAUGAAUGGUUCAUUAAAUUCUGCAAUUUAUGGGAAAGCACGAGAAAUUUGACUCAGUUGCCAAAUAUCGCUUAUAGUUUAGCUCUCGCUCAUUUUCGUUUAGGAGAGCAAGAAACUGCGAAUGAACUUCUUCAAAAUGCUCUCCUUAUGUUUCCAGGCGUUUUGAUGUCUCUGCUAGAUAAAUGCAGCGUUCAAACGGAUUCGAGGGUUCAAGGACAUGAUUAUUUUAAUAGUAAAGCUGCCAAUACUACUUCACCAUCUUUAGAAAAAUUGCAGGAUUUAUUUGUAAAUCGUUCUUAUCAUGUGUGGAAAGAAGCCGAGGUUCUUCCUUGGCUUGAAAAACAAGUAAACAUUGUUUUAGACAGAGUGGAUUCUAAAGAUGAGGCUGUGAAAUUUUACCAAAAUAAACGUAUCAAAAGAUAUCAAGGGAAAUUACCGAGAAAUAUAUUGAGACACAUUAUUCUCUCGGAUUUGAAAGGUGUAACCAUCGCGGUUUCAGAAACUCAACAAGCUCCAAGUAAUGGACCAAUUUUAUCCUACGAUCCUUUACCCCCUCUGGAAACAAUUGAUAUUUAUUCUAAUCCCAGAGCUUCAAGGAGAAUAAAUGAGGCUUCAAAUGUUUUAUCUUUAUUUUUUACCUCUUUGUUUAGAGACGUGGGAGGUAACACGCCAGAUUUUAAUGGCUUUUUGGUUGGAGAUAAUCCUGAGGAAAAUGCCUAAAAUAAUGUCACCAGCUUAAUUGGAAAGAAUAAUUUAAAUAUGUUUCUAAUGCAGUUGAGAUCUUGAUGAAGUUUAUAGAUAUAAUAAUUAUUGUAAAUAUGCUUGAUGCUCUUUGAAAGAAUAUUAUUGAAUAUGUAUUCGAAUCUGUCGAGCUUGAUGCUCUUUGAAAGAAUAUCAUUGAAUAUGUAUUCGAAUUCGUCGAUGUGAAAAAUGUAUUAUUUUAAUUUGCAAAGGCAAGGAAUUCGAGAUUGUAAUAUAACAGUUUUAAUAAAUGUAA